Molecule: messenger RNA, 1883 nt
Organism: Drosophila willistoni
Lineage: Eukaryota; Metazoa; Arthropoda; Insecta; Diptera; Drosophilidae
Gene: ScsbetaA
Product: succinate--CoA ligase [ADP-forming] subunit beta, mitochondrial
Exons: 9
Coding region: 81-1439 (452 amino acids)
Biological process (GO): succinyl-CoA metabolic process; tricarboxylic acid cycle
Cellular component (GO): mitochondrion; succinate-CoA ligase complex
Molecular function (GO): succinate-CoA ligase (ADP-forming) activity; metal ion binding; ATP binding
Source: RefSeq, a predicted model, not a curated record
GUUCCAUCGCUUAGUCUAGUGUGGCCAGACUUCAGACGGGAUUCCCAAAAAGCAGGCGAGGGCGAAAAAAAAUCAGCAAAAUGGCUUCAUUCUUGGCUCGCUCCAGUUGUUCAUUAAUCGAAUCAGUUAAACCAAAAACAGUUACAAAGAUCCUCAACUAUGCCCCCGUUGCUCUCCAACAACUGAGAAAUCUGAAUGUCCAGGAGCAUGUCUCGUAUACCCUGCUCAAUGAAAGUGACAUACCAACACCACGCUUUGCUGUGGCCAAGAACGGAAAGGAAGCUCAUGAUAUUGCCACAAAAUUGAAAACAGAUAACUUGGUCCUGAAGGCACAAGUUUUGGCUGGUGGUCGCGGCAAGGGUGCCUUUAAGAAUGGCCUUAAAGGCGGAGUCCGUGUGGUCUAUGAUCCCGAGAGUGCUGAGCAAAUCACCUCAAAGAUGGUUGACCAGCUUUUGGUUACCCGACAGACUGGAGCCGCCGGUCGUAUUUGCAAAAAGGUCAUGGUAGCCGAAAGAAAGUUUCCUCGACGUGAAUUCUACUUUGCCGUAAUGAUGGAGCGUGCCUUUAAUGGACCAGUUUUGAUUGCCUCCAAGGAGGGUGGCGUUGACAUUGAGGAAGUAGCCAAAGAAUCACCCGAUGCCAUUAUCUAUGAACCCAUUGACAUUACCAAGGGUCUGACCAAUGAGCAAGCCGCCAAAAUUGUGAAUAAAGUUGGUCUCGGUGGCGACAAUGCCGAUGAGCAUGUCCAAAUGUUGCUCAAUCUGUACAAGCUGUUUGUGAAAAAGGAUGCUCUAUUGGUGGAAAUCAAUCCUUAUGCUGAAGAUGCCAUGACCGGCUGCUUCUUUGCAUUGGAUGCUAAACUCCGUUUCGAUGACAAUGCCGAAUUCCGUCAAAAGGAGCUGUUCAGUCUGCGCGAUUGGACCCAGGAGGAUCCCAAAGAGGUCGAAGCUGCCAAAUAUAACUUGAAUUACAUUGCUCUCGAUGGCACCAUCGGAUGCAUGGUCAAUGGUGCUGGUCUGGCCAUGGCCACGAUGGACAUCAUUAAACUGUAUGGCGGUGAGCCAGCUAACUUCUUGGAUGUGGGCGGUGGUGCUACAGCUGAAGCUGUUAAGGCUGCCUUCAAGAUCAUUACAUCCGAUAAGAAGGUCCUAUGCAUAUUGGUUAACAUUUUUGGUGGCAUUAUGCGUUGCGAUGUCAUUGCCGAAGGUAUCAUAUCGGCUACUAAAGAUCUGAACCUCAAUAUGCCAGUGGUUGUACGUCUACAGGGCACCAAAGUUAAGGAAGCUCGUGAAUUGAUUAGAUCUUCCGGUCUGAAGAUUCUGGCUCGUGAUGAUUUGGAUAAGGCUGCCGAUUUGGCUGUGCACUUGGCACAAAUUGUGAAAUUGGCCCGUGAAAUGAAAAUGGAUGUCAACUUUGAGAUUCCCGAGGCCCAAAAGUAGAUACAAUUUUUAACCAAACUAAACAAUUUUCUCCUAAGUCAACACAAACAAGAACAUUUAAACAUUUACUCAACAUUAGCCACAAUGUAAAACAACAACAAGAACAAGAUAAAACGCCCCAUCGCUUCUCUAGUUAGAGUUUAUCGUAAACGAUUGAUCGUUGAUAUGCUAAAAACAAAUUUUUGCAAAAAUUGUUCAUGUUUAAAACAUGAACAAAUCGUCGAAUAAUCUUAAUAAUCCUUCGAGUUUUGCACCGAAAAUCUUUUGUAAAUGAUUGUUAAUGUUAACUCUGCACCGAAAAUGGAAAAACUAUCUAUGAAAUAUUACGUGAUUUUUGCAAAAUUUUAUUUAUUUUAUUUGAAAACUGCUUUGAAAGUAGUUGGAGAUAUAUUGUGUAUUAUGCCAAUUUAAAUUAAACAAAAUCCAACACCCACACACAUCCAA